Messenger RNA from Salvelinus namaycush (lake trout), 1725 nucleotides. Its product is annotated as neuronal acetylcholine receptor subunit alpha-7-like. Lineage: Eukaryota; Metazoa; Chordata; Actinopteri; Salmoniformes; Salmonidae. The transcript is spliced from 11 exons. The coding region runs from base 1 to 1725 and encodes 574 amino acids. Gene Ontology annotation, cellular component: synapse; postsynaptic membrane; neuron projection. Gene Ontology annotation, molecular function: transmembrane signaling receptor activity; acetylcholine-gated monoatomic cation-selective channel activity. The record is from RefSeq and is a predicted model, not a curated record. Gene Ontology annotation, biological process: nervous system process; monoatomic ion transmembrane transport; regulation of membrane potential.
AUGAGGCAGUCUGUGGCUAUCUGUCUGUUUGGACUCUCAGCUCUGCUCCACGUGUCUGAGCAGGGUCCCCACCAGCGUAAUCUAUUGAGGGAGCUACUGAGGGACUAUAACCGUAUGGAGAGACCUGUAGCCAACGACUCUCUACCACUCACUGUCCGAUUCUCCUACACUCUCUUACAAGUCAUGAAUGUGGAUGAGAAAAACCAGAUCCUCACCACUAAUGCCUGGCUUCAGAUGCAAUGGUUUGACCACUACCUUCAGUGGAACCAGUCAGAGUACCCAGGAGUGAAAACCCUUCGCUUCACUACUGACCAGGUCUGGAUACCUGAUAUACUACUGUACAACAGUGCCCAUGAUAAGUUUGAUGCCACCUUUAAGAGCUAUGUGCUGGUCAACUCCAGUGGAUUCUGUGAGUACCUACCUCCAGGUAUUUUCAGCAGUGCGUGUGAAGUGGACGUGCGUUGGUUUCCCUUUGACGUCCAGCACUGUGAGCUGAAGUUUGGCUCGUGGACGUUUGACGGCUGGCUGCUGGACCUCCAGAUGCAGGAGGCUGACCUGUCAGGAUACAUGUCCAAUGGAGAGUGGGAACUGCUGGGUGUACCAGGUGAUCGUCAUGAGAUAUUUUAUGAGUGCUGUACAGAGCCCUACUCUGAUGUGACCUUUGUUGUGACCCUUCGACGAAGAACUCUGUUCUACGCUCUCAACCUCCUCGUCCCCUGUGUUCUCAUCUCCUCCUUGACACUGCUGGUGUUCCUACUGCCAGCCCAAUCGGGGGAGAAGAUCGGUCUGGGCAUAACAAUUCUUCUCUCUCAGACCUUCUUCAUGUUGCUGGUGGCUGAGAUUAUGCCAGCUACCUCAGACUGCAUUCCACUGAUAGGUCAGUAUUUUGUGAGCACCAUGGUUACCGUAGGGAUGUCAGUGGUGGCGACUGUAGUUGUACUUCAGUACCAUCACCACGACCCCAACAGUGGAGACAUGCCUCAAUGGGUUGAGUUGGUUCUACUCCAGUGGGUUCCCUGGUUUCUGAGGAUGAAGUGUCCAGAAGAGUGGGGUGAGCUCACACCCCACCACAGCCCCUCCAACCCCCAGACCAAGACCUGCUCCUCUGCCCCCACCACCACCACCACCACCCCAGCCCCCUUAACCUUCCCCCAGAGCCUCACCUCUCUGCAGGCCAGUCUAAGCCAGCUCAGCCAGCACGCUCAGCCCAAUGGACACCUGCCAUACAUGGGCUUCCAGAGUCCUCCUGAACCUGACCCUGCUGUCACCUGGAGAGGAGGAAGAGGAGGAGGAGGAGGAGAAGAAAGAAGGGGUUCUGACACCCGCAUCCUCCACCACCACCCACCCUCCUCCACAACGUUGGGUAGCCCCCCGCCACAACCCCCCACAUCUCCAGACCCUGACCCCUCAUCCUCAGGUUCCAGCUGUGUAGAGGAUGGGGCUGGGGCAAGUGGAGUGGGUACUUGCCAUGCCCAGGCCAGGGUGUUCCAGGCUGGGGAAGCAGAGGCCCAGCUCCAGGCCCUGCUGGCGGAGGUGCGGUUCCUGGCCGAGGGUCUCCGUGAGCAGGACCGCAGGGUGAGCGUGGCGGAGAAGUGGCAGUUUGCAGCAGUGGUCAUCGACCGGCUGUGUCUGGUGGGGUUCAGUGUGUUCAACAUAAUUUGUACCAUCGCAAUCCUCAUGGCCGCACCCAACUUUGCAGAGGCCGCCUCCAAGGACUUCUUCUAA